GUGGCUGGGCAGCGGCCGCCCGCUGGGCUUCCAGGCGCAGCCAUGUUGGACGUGCAGGGCUCGAACCAUGGCUGCGAGCACCCGACUCCCACUACCAGCCCCGCCAGCUCUGCUGGGCAGCGGGUAGAAGUGCGGCCCGGCCUGUAUCUGGGUGGGGCAGCGGCCGUGGCGGAACCGGACCAACUGUUGGAGGCGGGCAUCACCGCCGUACUGACAGUGGACGCGGAGCCGGCUUUCCAGGCUGGGGCUGGGUUCGAAGGUCUCCGGAGCCUCUUCGUGCCGGCGCUGGACAAACCCGAGACAGACUUGCUCAGCCACCUGGACCGGUGCGUGGCCUUCAUCGGCCAGGCGCGUGCCGAGGGCCGAGCGGUGUUGGUGCACUGUCAUGCAGGAGUCAGUCGAAGUGUUGCUGUCCUGACUGCUUUUAUAAUGAAGACAGACCAACUUCCCUUUGAAAAAGCCUAUGAAAACCUCCAGACGGUCAAGCCAGAAGCCAAGAUGAACGAGGGGUUCGAAUGGCAGCUGAGGCUGUACGAGGCGAUGGGAUGCGAAGUCGAUAGUGCCAGUGCAGUUUACAAGCAGUACCGUUUGCAGAAGGUUUCUGAGAAGUACCCAGAACUUCGGAAUUUACCUCAAGAACUCUUUGCUGUUGACCCAACUACCGUUUCACAAGGAUUAAAAGAUGACACUCUCUACAAAUGUAGGAAGUGCAGGCGAUCUUUAUUUAGAAGUUCUAGUGUUUUGGAUCAUAAUGAAGGAAGUGGGCCAAUAGCCUUUGCUCACAAGAGAGCGACACCAUCUCUUGUACUUACCACAGGGAUUCAGGCUCAGUGUACAUCUUAUUUCAUUGAACCUGUACAGUGGAUGGAACCUACCUUGUUGGGAGUAAUAGAUGGACAGCUUCUUUGCCCAAAAUGCAGCGCCAAGUUGGGUUCCUUUAACUGGUACGGUGAACAGUGCUCGUGUGGUCGAUGGAUCACCCCUGCUUUUCAAAUACACAAGAAUAGAGUGGACGAGAUGAAAAUAUUGCCAGCGCUGGGAUCACAAACAAAGAAAGUAUGAACUUCGGGCACAGCUUGGAGUAAUAACCUGGUGAAGCACACGUCUCCUGAUUAUUAUCUUCCACACUGGAGGACAAUUUGGAAUGUCUGAAGAUAAUUACUGACUAUAACAACUAUUGGUUGGAGCCGGGAGUGCUGGCGCACGCCUUUAAUCCCAGCACUCUGGAGGCAGAGGCAGGCGGAUCGCUGUGAGUUCGAGGCC
Messenger RNA from Acomys russatus (golden spiny mouse), 1263 nucleotides. RefSeq names its product dual specificity phosphatase 12 (gene Dusp12). Gene Ontology annotation, biological process: protein dephosphorylation. Gene Ontology annotation, cellular component: nucleus. The record is from RefSeq and is a predicted model, not a curated record. Lineage: Eukaryota; Metazoa; Chordata; Mammalia; Rodentia; Muridae. The coding region runs from base 43 to 1062 and encodes 339 amino acids. The transcript is spliced from 6 exons. Gene Ontology annotation, molecular function: protein tyrosine/serine/threonine phosphatase activity.